This is a messenger RNA of Fraxinus pennsylvanica, 1461 nucleotides long. The record is from the annotation of a GenBank genome assembly. Lineage: Eukaryota; Viridiplantae; Streptophyta; Magnoliopsida; Lamiales; Oleaceae.
AUGCUGGUUGAAAAUUUUAUUGACGGGCUAAGACCACUGGUGGGGCUUAAAAGCUGGGAUUACAUUGUUGUCUGGAAAUUAAGUGAUGAUCAUAGGUGUCUUGAGUGGAUGGAUUGCUGCUGUGCUGGAACUCAACAUUUCCAAAAUGGUGGAGAGGAAUUUUUUUUCUCUGCUGCUUCUGCUCUUCCAUGCAGAGAUUUCAGUUUUCAGCAUCCAAGGAUCCAAUCUUGUGAUUUAUUGGAACAACUUCCUUCUUCCAUAACACUCGAGUCAGAGUCAGGAAUUUAUGCACAGACAUUAUUGUCAAAUCAAGCUGGUUGGUUCAACUUCUUGCAUAACUCAGAUUCAGAUGCUUCAGAAGAAAGUCUUGAAACUCUGGGGACUAGAGUUCUGAUUCCAACGUCUCUUGGCUUAAUCGAGUUGUUCGUUGCAAAACAAGUGCCUGAAGAUCAACAAAUCAUAGAUUUUAUCAGAACUCAGUGCAGUACAUUUUUGGAGCAACAAGUUAUGAGUAAUUCUUGGCAACAUAUUAAUAACACCGCAGAAACUAGAGACAUGAAUGUUUUCUUCGAAGGAACAUAUGAGUCGAACGGCUUUGUCACUUCAGUUGAGAAAGAAUUAAUCCAUGAGAUCGAGCCCACAGGUACUAUAGAAGAACAAGUAAAUGACGACCUUUUGAUUCAGGUCAAUAACCGAUCAGAGAAUUCUGAUCCAAAUGACGACGACGAUGAUGCCAAGUAUAGAAGAAGAACAGGAAAGGGGCCUCAGUCAAAGAAUCUCAAGGCUGAGAGGAGGAGAAGAAAGAAACUUAAUGAUAGGCUUUAUGCCCUUCGAGCAUUGGUGCCUAAUAUUUCUAAGUUGGAUAGAGCUUCAAUACUUGGAGAUGCAAUUGAAUAUGUGAAAGACUUGCAGAAUGAAGUAAAAGAUCUGCAAAUCGAGCUUGAACAACACUCAGACGACGAGGAUACAAACAGUAAUAUUAAAAAUGGCCAACAAGGUAACAUACAACAGAGUGGAAAGAAACGAGGUCCUAAUUGCGAACAUAAAAUUUUUCCGAAUGGUUUUUACAAGGGAUCGUCUUGCUGUACUGGAAUCAGUGUCUCGGAACAAAAUCACGAGUCUGAAAAUAGUAAAGGAAAAGUGCAGCAAAUGGAGCCUCGAGUGGAAGUCUUUCGACUAGAUGGAAAUGAGUUCUUUGUCAAGGUAUUCUGUGAGCACAAGCAAGGCGGGUUCGCCAGGCUGAUGGAGGCUUUGAUUUCUCUAGGAUUUGAAAUGACGAACAAAAGGGAUAGUGAAAUUGUUGAAGCUGACUAUGUUAGAGAGUCCUUGCUUGAGCUAACACGAAAUCCAUCAAGGGAGUGGCCUGAGAUAGCUAUGGCAUCCGAGAAUGGAAACGUCACAGAUCACGACCACUGUCAACAUCACUCCGUCCUGCAUAGCCGACAAAUGCACUCUCACUAA